UAUAAUGCAUUAAUCGAUUAUGAAAUGGCUAGUCAAUCAAGGGAAGAAAUAAGCCAUAUAAGUAGAGAAAGAAGAAAAUCGGUGUUCACCGAGCCAUAUGAUCCUGAAGAGGAUCCUGAUCCUCAAAACAGAGUUGUCUACCCCAAAACUGCCGAACAAAGAGAGAAAAUCAAAAGUGCUAUAACAGAAACUUGGUUAUUAAAAACUCUAGAAUCCGACGAAAUAGAAGAAGUGAUAGACGCCAUAUAUACCCUCCCUGUAAAAAAGGGUGAUAAAAUUAUAGAACAAGGUCAGCCUGGAGAAAACUUUUACAUAAUAGAGAGUGGUAAUUACGAUGUGUACGUAGCUGCCAAAGAGAACGUUACUCCAUCCAAAAAAGUAUCAAGUUAUAUUGGAACAGGUUCCUUUGGUGAAAUCGCGUUGCUUUGCAAUUUACCAAGAACAGCUACGGUUGUAGCUACGAGUAACGGCUCGCUUUGGGCAGUAGACAGACAAACUUUCAGAAGGAUUGUCAUUCGAAGGGCUUACGAAAAGAGGGAAUAUCACAAAGAACUCCUCAAUGGGUGCUCCCUAUUUAAAACUCUUAAGGACUAUGAGCAGUUUAAAAUUCUCGAUGCUUUCGAUAUCAAGCGUUACAAAGUGGGUGAUUUAAUAUUAUCCCAAGGAGAUAACCCCGAUGGCAUGUAUUUUAUCAAAGAAGGAGUCGUCAAAAUUAUAUUCAAAGAUGGAACUACCAAAAAAGAUUACGUAUUAGCCACCUUAAAGAAAAACGAUUAUUUUGGUGAAAUGGCCCUUUUAAAUAGUAAGCCCAGGUCAGCAUCAGCGGUGGCUCAAACCAGUGUAACAACGGCAUUUUUGGCCACAGACGAUUUUGAAAGAUUGUUAGGAUCCUGCAAAGAAAUUAUGAUGAGAAAUGUAAAGGUGUACGAAGAAAACAUGAAAAAAGCUGUGACCAAACCUGGAGCUUAAAAAAUAAUGAAUAAAUUCAUUUCAAUUGUUGUUAUAUCAAAGAAGAAUUAACUAUAUUAUAAUGAUUUUUAAAAUGCUCAAAACUUUAUCAUUAAAAU
This is a messenger RNA of Gordionus sp. m RMFG-2023, 1067 nucleotides long. RefSeq names its product cAMP-dependent protein kinase type II regulatory subunit-like. Gene Ontology annotation, molecular function: protein kinase A catalytic subunit binding; cAMP binding; cAMP-dependent protein kinase inhibitor activity. Lineage: Eukaryota; Metazoa; Nematomorpha; Gordioida; Chordodea; Parachordodidae. Gene Ontology annotation, biological process: negative regulation of cAMP-dependent protein kinase activity. The transcript has 6 exons. The coding region runs from base 25 to 969 and encodes 314 amino acids. The record is from RefSeq and is a predicted model, not a curated record. Gene Ontology annotation, cellular component: cAMP-dependent protein kinase complex.